AUGGAGGAUGCGAGUGGGUACCGGGGGAUACCGGCGUUCGGGGAAUGGAACUACGGCGACGGCGACGACUGGCCCGUGCUCGCCCAGCACUUCGAGUCUGAGAUGCACACCCAGCUCCCCGUACACAAACCCUGCAAGAGAGCGAGCGCAGGUCGCAGGAGGCGCGUCCCUGCGUUCGGCGAGUGGAACAACCACAGCGAUGGCGACGAAGGUGGCUGGACGGCGGCCGUCGUCAACCAGUGCUUCGAGCCUGUCACAGCACAAAAAUCACUCAAGCAGGAAUUCAUUGGUUACGAUAGUGGCGUCGUCGUCAUGGGGAAGCAGCAGCACAAGGUGACGAGGCAAACCUGGGUGGAUGACUCAGGGACCCACAUGGCAAUGGAACCCUUCUCCUUCACGGCGGUCAAAGCUGUUGACGAUGACCUAUAUGAGGUCCCAUCGGACAUGCUCUGCGCCAAGCCACUACGGAAGGGUAGGAUGUGGCUGAGGAGCCUGCUGAUGAGGUGUUGCAGCCUCAACUGCUUAGCCUACUGA
Molecule: messenger RNA, 534 nt
Organism: Triticum turgidum subsp. durum (durum wheat)
Lineage: Eukaryota; Viridiplantae; Streptophyta; Magnoliopsida; Poales; Poaceae
Source: the annotation of a GenBank genome assembly